Molecule: messenger RNA, 1533 nt
Organism: Aspergillus tubingensis
Lineage: Eukaryota; Fungi; Ascomycota; Eurotiomycetes; Eurotiales; Aspergillaceae
Product: cyclopropane-fatty-acyl-phospholipid synthase
Exons: 4
Coding region: 1-1533 (510 amino acids)
Biological process (GO): cellular response to biotic stimulus
Source: RefSeq, a predicted model, not a curated record
AUGACGACCAAAUCUAAAGAUGUCGAGCUAUCCGACGACAUCCAAUGGAUCGAAACUCCCGCUCAAGCUCCUCCCAAGUUUGAAACCGGCGAGAGCUGUGGAAUCGCCCUGACCAAUGCCAAGAGCAUUAACAAUCCUCCCCUGCCAGCAGAUGGUCCUGGAAACGAGAGCUUCUCCAACCUCCUGUUGGGCGGCGCCAUCAUCGGAGUCCCUGGCUUUCUGACCUACCUGCUCGGUGGUGGAAAGAAAACCUUCAUCUUCUUCACUCUCGUAACCGUUCUCCCUGUCCUCGUGGCCUUCUGGACCUACACCUCCACCUUCAGCCCCCGCACCAACGAGAAAGUCAAGCUCCCCGGUCGCCCCGUUGAGCACUACAUUACCUUCAAGCGCGACGAAGACCGUGCGAAAUGGAGCGGACGCAACAAGAUCCCCAUGCAGACCUUUUCGGAAAUGUACCUGGACGGCCUGGUUGACUUCAAUGGCGAUGUUCUCGAGAUCCUGGAAUACCGCCACGACUGGGCCAGCUUCGCCUUCACUAUGGACCUGUUCAAGUUCAUCGUCGGCACCUUCUUUGUCGAUGUGCUCUUCCACACCAAGGCCCAGGACGAGGAACAAAUCCGUCCUAACUACGAUCGGGGUAACGACCACUACGCCUGGUUCCUUGGCCCUCGCAUGAUCUACACCUCCGGAAUCAUCUCCGACCCCGAUCGUGAAGAAACCCUCGAGGAACUGCAGGAUAACAAGAUGGCCGUUGUUUGCGAGAAGAUCGGCCUCAAGGAAGGCGAGACCAUGCUGGACAUUGGCUGCGGCUGGGGUACCCUGGCCAAGUUCGCCAGUCUUAACUACGGCGCAAAGGUGACCGGUCUCACCAUUGCUGAGAACCAGACUGCCUGGGGUAACGAUGCUCUCCGUAAGGCCGGCAUCUCCGAGGAACAGAGCCGCAUUGUCUGCAUGGAUUACCGUGACAUCCCCCGCACGAAGUACGACAAGAUCACUCAGCUGGAAAUGGGCGAGCACGUCGGUAUUCGCAAGCUUACUGGAUUCUUCCGCCAAUGCUAUGACAUGCUUGACGAUGAUGGAUGCAUGUAUGUGCAGCUUUCGGGUUUGAGACAGGCUUGGCAGUAUGAGGAUUUCAUCUGGGGUCUGUAUCUGAACAAGUACAUCUUCCGUGGUGCCGACGCUUCUACUCCCCUCUGGUACUACGUGAAGUGUCUUGAAGGAGCUGGCUUCGAAGUCAAGGGUAUCGACACCGUCGGCGUCCACUACUCGGGCACCCUCUGGAGAUGGUACCGCAACUGGGUCGGCAACAUCGAGGCCAUCAAGGCCAAGUACGGUCCCAGAUGGUACAGAAUCUGGGAACUCUUCCUCGCCUGGUCCGUCAUCGCCUCCCGCCAAGGCUCCGCAACCUGCUACCAAAUGGUGGUGGUCAAGAACCUGAACUCGACGCACCGUAUCAGCGGAUUGGCCAGCCAGUUCGGUCUUAUGGGCGCCCUCGCUAAGAGCCGGGAGGCGGGCAAGUCCCGUCUGCCUUAG